CAUGGGAAAAAAUUAGCGGGAAUCAUUAAAAAUGAGAUUAAGAUGUAAUGAACCUGGUUCUGAAAAUAAGCGAAUAAAUUAUUUUAAGCUAAACUAAGGUUAUGAUAUUACAGAAGAUGAUUCAGAAUAUAUGGAUGAAUAAGACUCAUAUAAGGCAUUUAAAAAAAUUAGGAAAUACAAAACAAAAUCCAAAAAAGAUAAAGUGUAAAUUGUUUUUAGUUAAUUAGAACUUGUGACAAUUUAGAAGUGUUGUUAUAAUGGAAAAAAUCAAUUAAUACUCAACCAUAUGAAACAGAUCAAAAAAAGUAACCAUAAUAUUCUAAUCUAAGGAUUGUUGUACUCAAAAAGAUUCUAGGGACAGAUCUAUCCCAAUAUGCCAAAGGAGUUUAAGGAAUUUUUAUUGAUAAUCAUUUUAAAAAAGAUUUAGUAAUUACCCUUAAUAUAUAUAGAAAAAUUUAGAUCUAUCCAAAAAGCUAAUAUCUAAUGGAAUUUUAUUUAUUUGGUCUGAUAAAGGGCUUAUAAAUGAAAUUCUUGAAACUAUGGAAAAUAAAGGAUUUACAUAUAUUGAGAAUCUGGUUGUAGUUUAGCUUAGUUUAGAAAAAGCUUUAGAAGAAUUGAAUAAACAUAUGAAAAUUGAACAGACUGAAGAUGCUGUCUUAGACAAUUUAAAUUUCUUAUAAUAAAAGGUUUAAGUAAAAGAUUUGAUCUUGCAUCGUCCUUCAAAAGUUUUAAAUUAAUCAAAAUAAGUGUUGAUAAUGUUUAGGAAAUUUGAUGAAUAAAAGUCAUAACUAGAAUUAAGACAUUAAAGAACUCCUGAUGUAUUAUUUGAUAUUGUAAGUAAUGGAAAAUCAUCCUUAAAAACAAAAGAGUAUAUUUAUUAGACCAUUGAAACAUUGCUUCCAAAGUCUUAAUUGAUGGAGAUUUUUGCUUAAAAAGAUUAACCUAGAAAGGGGUGGAUUAGUGUUUGUGAAAAUAAAUGA
Molecule: messenger RNA, 980 nt
Organism: Paramecium pentaurelia
Lineage: Eukaryota; Ciliophora; Oligohymenophorea; Peniculida; Parameciidae
Source: the annotation of a GenBank genome assembly